Molecule: messenger RNA, 2849 nt
Organism: Nestor notabilis (Kea)
Lineage: Eukaryota; Metazoa; Chordata; Aves; Psittaciformes; Psittacidae
Gene: TM9SF3
Product: transmembrane 9 superfamily member 3
Exons: 13
Coding region: 1-1563 (520 amino acids)
Biological process (GO): protein localization to membrane
Cellular component (GO): membrane
Source: RefSeq, a predicted model, not a curated record
AUGUCUGGUCUUCCAUUUUCUUGCUUUGCCUUCCCUUUGAGCCAGCUCAUUAAUAAAUCAUUAACUGUGCUUUGUUUUUUUUUUUUUGCAGAGGAUGUAAUGCAGACUACUUACUGUGAAAUUGACUUGGACAAAGGAAGAAGAGAUGCGUUUGUGUAUGCUAUCAAAAAUCACUAUUGGUACCAGAUGUAUAUUGAUGACUUGCCAAUAUGGGGUAUUGUGGGAGAAGCAGAUGAAAAUGGAGAAGAUUAUUACCUUUGGACUUACAAAAAACUUGAAAUUGGUUACAAUGGAAAUAGAAUUGUAGAUGUCAACCUGACCAGUGAAGGAAAGGUGAAAUUGGUACCGAACACAAAAAUUCAGAUGUCAUAUUCAGUGAAAUGGAAGAAAUCAGAUGUGAAGUUCGAGGACCGAUUUGACAAGUAUCUGGACCCAUCGUUCUUUCAGCAUAGAAUUCACUGGUUUUCAAUUUUCAAUUCUUUUAUGAUGGUGAUCUUUCUGGUUGGCCUAGUGUCUAUGAUAUUAAUGAGAACUUUGCGAAAAGAUUAUGCAAGAUACAGCAAAGAGGAAGAAAUGGAUGAUAUGGACAGAGAUCUAGGUGAUGAGUAUGGGUGGAAGCAGGUCCAUGGGGACGUGUUUAGACCAUCCAGUCAUCCACUAAUAUUUUCCUCGCUUAUUGGUUCUGGUUGUCAAAUUUUUGCAGUGUCUCUUAUAGUCAUUGUUGUUGCAAUGAUAGAAGAUUUAUACACAGAGAGAGGAUCAAUGCUUAGUACAGCUAUAUUUGUUUAUGCUGCAACAUCGCCAGUGAAUGGAUAUUUUGGAGGAAGCCUUUAUGCUAGACAAGGAGGAAGGCGAUGGAUAAAGCAGAUGUUCAUUGGAGCCUUCCUUAUUCCGGCAAUGGUGUGUGGAACUGCCUUCUUCAUUAACUUCAUUGCUAUCUAUUAUCAUGCUUCAAGAGCUAUACCCUUUGGAACUAUGGUGGCAGUGUGCUGUAUUUGUUUCUUUGUCAUUCUUCCAUUGAAUCUUGUUGGUACGAUUCUUGGCCGAAAUCUGUCGGGACAGCCUAAUUUUCCAUGUCGUGUCAAUGCAGUGCCUCGUCCUAUACCAGAGAAAAAAUGGUUCAUGGAACCAGCUGUUAUUGUUUGCCUAGGUGGAAUCCUCCCUUUUGGAUCAAUUUUUAUUGAAAUGUAUUUCAUUUUUACUUCAUUCUGGGCUUACAAGAUCUACUAUGUUUAUGGCUUUAUGAUGUUGGUUCUGGUUAUCCUCUGCAUUGUGACAGUUUGUGUGACCAUUGUUUGUACGUAUUUCCUGCUAAAUGCAGAGGAUUACAGGUGGCAAUGGACAAGCUUUCUUUCUGCGGCAUCAACUGCGAUUUAUGUUUACAUGUACUCCUUUUACUACUACUUUUUCAAGACAAAGAUGUAUGGCUUGUUUCAAACAUCAUUUUACUUCGGUUAUAUGGCAGUAUUUAGCACAGCUUUGGGAAUAAUGUGUGGAGCUAUUGGUUACAUGGGAACAAGUGCCUUUGUUCGUAAAAUCUACACUAAUGUGAAAAUUGACUAAGGAAAUAUGAAAAUAGAACUAUGGAUCAGCUCCUGUUUUCAUGGGGAUGAACUUGCACAUGAAAAAGCGCGAGAAGAGAUUUGGGUUUUAACACUGGGCACUAUAUGGGUCUCCAUUUUGUGGAUGGCUUAAAGUAACAUCUAUUUCAUUGAUCCUAGGUUCUUACUGACUGCUUUCUCCAACUGUUCACAGCAAAUGCUUGGAUUAUAUGCAGUAGGCAUUACUACAGUACGUGGCUAAUCUUCCCAAAAACAAAAAACAUAAAACAAAAAACCUAGCUCAUUAAAGAUGAAUAGACUAGCUCUCUUCAGUGAAGAGGACAAACGGUUUAUUUAAAGCAUUUGUUCCAUUCAAUAAAAAGAGGGAAACUUGGCUGCUAAAACUACUUGAUUAGUAGUCUUCCUGGUACUUAACAUUUCUAAAUUAUGUAAAAAUGCCGUUCCAGAAAGAUUACUCUUCUGAUUUUUACUGCCAUUGCCAGGAUAGGAGGUAUGUUUUAUAUUUUGACUCCAGGUGCUUUUUGGUUUAUUUGCGAUAUCAACUAUACCCUACACUCAUUUGUUUAAAAAAUAAUUUAAAACUAUAUAGAAAACCCAUAUGCAUGUAAUAUAUCAGCUAUUGUUCUAGUUGGACCAACUUCCCUUUAUUUAUCUUUAAAGUAAUAUCCAGCUACAUCUUAAAUCCAUCCAAAGAAAAUACAGUCUGAAGACGGGAUGUGUUCUCUGCAAUGCAAUUUACUGUACAGUUAGAAAGCAAAAUGUUAAAUGAAGAGGAUUGUUUUUUAAUAAACAAUUUGAGGUCUAGAUUAAAACAAAACCAACAUUUUAACUGAAUGUCUAAAGUGAUUCUCCUUUUUUCCAAGUUAGUCUUGCCUUUUUUUUUUUUUGUUUGUUUUUUUUUGGGUUUGAAUGAUUUUCCUUUAGACAUUAUACAAGGGGUAAUAAGUGUAUAUAACAUUAAAUAAUGUAACUUAGGUGUAGAUCCCAAAUGUAUUUGGAUGUACAGAUUUACUACAGAGUACUUUUCUGAUGAUUCGGUGUAAAAAUGUGUGAAUUUGGGUGGCUUUUUACAUCUUGCCUGCCAUUGCAUGAAAAGUUGGGGUUUCUUCACAAUGUGUGUAUGUCAUGCUUUUCUGUUCUAUUUCCUUUCUCAAGCUCUUACAGGAAUUAAAUUUGUAAUUUAGAACAUUUUAAUUUUUGUUAAUCCUAUCUGGACACUUGUGUAACAUCAAAAGCACAGUUGCUUUAGAGUGUUCAGAGAACUAAAAUAAACUUUUCAGACAAAAA